This is a messenger RNA of Protopolystoma xenopodis, 1326 nucleotides long. The record is from the annotation of a GenBank genome assembly. Lineage: Eukaryota; Metazoa; Platyhelminthes; Monogenea; Polystomatidea; Polystomatidae.
AUGAAAAAUUGGCCAGUUAGAACCGAUAUCUUUACUCUUCUUACAGCCUCACUACAUACUUACCUUGUACUUUUAUUCCUAUUUCAGUGUGGCAUCUCAGCCUCUGGACUUCGGCAACCUUUUCUGCAGCCGAGUUGUGUCAAGGCUGGCUUGUCGAGGUCGCGAGGCCCUCGAGUCGACUUAUCCCCAGUUGGAAUGACCACUCACUCAAGUUUCUCCAAGCCAGACGUGGACUAUGCUCGUCCGAGCACUGCCCCUGGACUCAGUCUCGAGGAUGGCUGGGCUUCGCUGCCCUCUCCACAGAGACGUCCCUCGAACCAUCCAUUCGCAGUGCCCGACCGCAGUCAGGUUGGUCUCUUCAAAGAAGAGGCUGGCCCGCGGAUCACGAUGAGCUUAUGGCCAUCGUGUGUAGACCUUCCGUCUGCGCUUGCCUCGAGUACUGCCGACGUGCAGAGACCAGUUCCUGGGCGCCGACCUUCCAGGUCCUCGAGGCCUUCGAACCCGCCACAGGAGACGGCCAGUACCAACCGUCCAUCUGGUCACCAGCCGCCCAUCGGCCAGGCUGACCUUUCUCUCGGCUGGGCUCAGGCUCAGGACCCAACAGCAUCCGGACGUCCAAGUAACGGAUUCUUUGCGAGCCAGGCCAAUAUUCGGCAUCCCUCCUUGCCAAUACGAUCUUUGUCGAGGCCGUCGUUGACGCACGAAAACACCUACGCUUCCGCGGCUACAGCUGCUGCCGCCACAGCCGCAGCAUCCAUUGCUGGAGGAGGCUACAGUCGUCUUGGGCUAACGGAGACGGGCACUUCGGCGGGUGAUCUGCUGCAAAUGCUUUCUCCCUCAAUGAGACAUGUGAAACAGCAGCAACAACAACAGCAACAGCAACAGCAACAGCAACAGCAACAGCAACAGCAACAACAGCAACAGCAUCAGAGCCUGCAUCGGUCGCAAAGGCAACAUCGGCAAUCGAGGCCACAGACGCAACAACGAGUAAAGGAUCCAGACCAGUCUGGGAUUCCAGCAAGCAUUUGGCCGGCUUCCCCUCAAAUCGCUGCGCCCGGCCAGAUCGGACAGCAUCGCUUGCCUCAGCAGCUCCGGCAGAAGCGAUGGAGCAAACAGGCCGACAAAGAGGCCACAUUCACAUCACACGGCGACCUCGGCAUUGAUGAGCUCGAAACAUCUGGAAAUGCAGAACACUCUCCGGGACCCUUCAGAAGAGAUGUGCCGGCAUUCGACUUUGCUGUACACCACAGAAGCUCACCGUACGAUUCCAAGACCUUCCUGUCCCCAGAAGAGGUAGUUCGUUUGAGGCAUCCUACAGGUUUCUGA